Molecule: messenger RNA, 2154 nt
Organism: Epinephelus fuscoguttatus (brown-marbled grouper)
Lineage: Eukaryota; Metazoa; Chordata; Actinopteri; Perciformes; Serranidae
Gene: psat1
Product: phosphoserine aminotransferase 1
Exons: 9
Coding region: 139-1245 (368 amino acids)
Biological process (GO): L-serine biosynthetic process
Cellular component (GO): cytoplasm
Molecular function (GO): O-phospho-L-serine:2-oxoglutarate transaminase activity; pyridoxal phosphate binding
Source: RefSeq, a predicted model, not a curated record
ACGCAACAUUUCACACUCUGCCGGAUAAUUGGCAUCCACGCCGCCGAGCACAGGAGGAGAGCAGAAGCACAGCCGCGUCUGAGAGGAGUCAGCCAUCCACACCGCCGUAUCAAACAUCCAGGAAAUCUCUCUGACACCAUGGAGCAGAAACAAACCAUCAACUUUGGAGCCGGACCUGCUAAACUGCCCCAAUCCGUGCUGCUACAAGCACAGAAGGAGCUCCUCAGCUACAGCGGCCUCGGUAUUAGCGUUCUUGAGAUGAGUCACCGAUCAGGAGACUUCGGCAAAAUCCUCAACAAGACAGAGGGUCUCCUGCGAGAGUUGUUAAACAUCCCAGACAACUACAAGGUGAUGUUCCUGCAGGGCGGUGGGACUGGACAGUUCAGCGCUGUCCCCCUCAACCUGAUUGGUCUUAAAGAGGACAGGUGCGCAGAUUACCUGGUGACCGGCACGUGGUCGGCAAAAGCAGCACAAGAGGCGGCGAAGUAUGGCAAAGUCAACAUUGUCCACCCAAAGCUGGACAGUUACACCAAAAUCCCCGACCCCAGCAGCUGGACCCUGAACCCCUCAGCCUCCUAUGUGUACUACUGCUGCAACGAGACGGUCCACGGCGUGGAGUAUAACUUCAUACCUGAAACAAACGGGGUGGUCCUCGUCAGCGACAUGUCCUCCAACUUCCUGUCUCGACCUGUGGAUGUAUCGAAGUUUGGGCUGAUUUAUGCCGGAGCUCAGAAGAACGUGGGCUGUGCUGGGGUCACUGUGGUCAUCGUGCGAGAGGACUUGAUAGGCCACGCGCUCAAAGAGUGUCCCAUUGUCCUGGACUACAAGGUGCAGGCUGAAAAUAACUCACUUUACAACACGCCGCCGUGUUUCAGUAUCUACAUCAUGGGUCUGGUUCUGGAGUGGAUCAAGAACAAUGGAGGCAGUGCUGCCAUGGAGAGGCUCAACAAGCAGAAGUCUUCCAUGAUCUAUGACAUCAUCAACGGCUCUAAUGGCUUCUAUGAGUGUCCCGUAGAUGUGAACUGUCGCAGCCGUAUGAACAUACCGUUUCGUGUGGGGAAGAAAGAAGGAGACGAAGCCUUGGAAAAAGAAUUUCUGGCCGGUGCGGUCGAACGUGGAAUGAUAUCUCUGAAAGGACACAGGUCAGUUGGAGGAAUUCGUGCCUCUCUGUACAACGCUGUAACACUGGAGGACACUGAGACCCUGGCCACCUAUAUGAAAGAGUUCCUGAAAGAGCACCAAUAAAACAGGCCAGUCUCUCAGUCAGCUGAUCUCACACAGUGGCAUUUUACUACUCAGUACUUAAAAUAAAACUCUGGUACUUCUAGCUGAGGUCCAUGUUGGAUCCUGAAGGUGCACCGUUAGGCACAGAUUUUGUAAAACCUGGUCAUUGUUCCUAAUCAGCUUUAACCACUACUGCUGCCAGUAAUGUCUUAAAAUACAUGUGUGUUUCUUAGAAUUAUUAUUUUAAUUAAUUUGUUGACUAACAGUGCUUUAAUGUACAUACUGUAGGUAAGUCUUGUUACUUGUUGAAAAUAUAUUUACAUUCCAGUAAAGUAAGUUUCACAGCAUAUUUUUUUUGUCUUGAGUGCCUUUUACUAUAAAUCACAUUAUAAACUACAUCAUUUAAAACCAUUUAAAACCAAUAUCAGUCGGCAUCAUGUUUCCAUGAAAGUAUUUUAUGUGGAUUUUGAAGUAUUGCGUUAAAAAUGCUGCAUGGAAGCGGCAAAAUUCGAUAAAACUUCCUGAACUGCACAAAAAAGUUUUCACGUUUGCCCUGAGGUGGUUUUUACAUCAGUCGAAAAAGAGUUUGAACAAUAAAUGGGAUAUAGAAACGCUUUCGCCAAGUGAUUUCUGAUGUAGCAGACAUUUAACUCACAUUCAUUCAUAACUUUUUGUAUUGGCCCAGUUGAAUUUUGUAAUAAUAAUGUGUGGUUAUUACAAAGUCUCACAGCACACCAUUUAAGAACCACUGGCCUAUACUGCCAUUUUCUGACGAAACUACACAUCUCAUAGCCUUGUUUAUUCGCUUUAUUCUGUAGUUUUUAUUUUCAUUUUGUUUCUUAUUUUGUUUUAUAAUUCAGUUUAGUUUCAGUUAGUUUUCAGAGAAAGGCCGCUUGAUUCAGUUUAGUUUUUAUUAUUUAAAAAUGUUUA